Messenger RNA from Mycotypha africana, 2283 nucleotides. RefSeq lists its product as uncharacterized. NCBI's taxonomy places the organism in Eukaryota, Fungi, Mucoromycota, Mucoromycetes, Mucorales, Mycotyphaceae. The coding region runs from base 1 to 2283 and encodes 760 amino acids. The record is from RefSeq and is a predicted model, not a curated record. The transcript is spliced from 5 exons.
AUGUCAGACCUAUUCAGAAGCAAAGAAAAUGAGUUUUAUAUAGAACUUUCAGAAGAGCGAUACUAUUUUCCUGGAGAUCAAAUAUAUGGUAAGGAAUACGACUAUUGCUGUAUAAAUGAAUGUGAUGUUGUUCUGGAUUUAAAGAAGGCCACCAAAACAAACAAUAUCAAAGUAACGCUCGAAGGUAUAGUAGAGUUUGGUGGAAAAAACUUAGUUCUAUUUGCAAAGACUACGCUUGUGGCCGAAUCCCCGGAAGGUGACCAAAAAUCGUAUUAUCUACAGCCGCAUACACACAGAUUCCCUUUCAAGAUAUUUAUUCCAUCAUCCGAUAGUUGCCAAGUGCCAAGUACUCUAGAAAUUCCUAAAUUGUUAAAAGUUAGCUAUAAACUGACCGCUGUUUACAACAAAGCAUAUUCAGUACUUGAAAAGUUUUGCCCAAGCACCUCUGUCUUUGUCAAUGUUUUAGAGCACAUUGAUGUCGAGAGUCCUCAGCUUCGUGGAGAGCAGGUUUUGCAGAAGAGUUUACGAUUAACAGGGGAAACCAGUAGGAAGGUGAAGGUGUCUGCUGUCAUAGGGAAGAAAGCAGCUGUUCGAGGCGAUAUCGUACCAAUUUCCGUCACCAUUGAGCAUAUUGGGGUAAUGGUUAGGGAUAAAGCAAUCUCAGCGAAGCUAUUUAGAUCAGUUUAUUAUGGAAAGAAGAAAGAACUGUUUGGGUCCAAGUUACUGCGUGAAGUCACUUCAGAUAUAAAUAUAUCAGGGCCCUUUAACUUUACCAAAACCUUCAACUUGAAACUGCCGAUUCCAUCAAAUAUAUCACCUACAGUUGAUAUCUUGGGGAAUGUUUUUGAAAUACAAUACUCUAUACGUAUUUCCGUUAAUUUGAAUGAAGAAAACCCUCACCGAGCAGAAACGGAGAAGGAUAUAGUGGGAUUCAUUUCGAACUUCACUGUAGGAACUUAUCCAAAACUUUCAUUUUGCAUCGAUGGCGACGAAGAGAAUCCUGAUGAUUUGUUACUCAAAGAUUCAGCAAUUGAUGCAUCAGAGUAUGACCGGGUUUUUGAACAAUUAAAGGAUCUGGACCUAGAAACACAGGUCAAUUCACCAAAUGGCUCUUGUGAUGAGGAAGACUACCAAGAUACGGUUCAUUCUUAUGCAUCAGCUAAAGCAGCAAAUGCCACAUUGAAUGAUAAGCCAACAGAAACAAUAAAAACCGAAAAUACACUCCAAUCUCAUGAUCAUUUAUCAACGAAGGCAACUGUACAAGAUAAGGUCCCGGCUAUUAUUACGAAUGAGAGCUUCUACUCCCCUUAUACAGCUGAAGUCGUUUCACCGCCUUUGGAUAAACUUGAGUACAGCUCAAACAGUGCAACUACUGUUCGUGAUGCUCAAAAAGACGAUUUUACAGCGGGAUUACCGCUUCAAUCAUCCCCAGUCUCGAACCGCUUAGAGGCAGUGCCAGCUUCACAAUUUCAUAAACGCUCCUCAAGUGGUGUUUCUAAUAUUUCAACGUUGGAUUCUGUUACAGAUCACACUAUAUCAUCGUCAGCAAGCCCUCAAUCCACAUUUAAGCAAGCAGCGUCAUCAUUGACGAAUCCUUUACACGAUAUACCAGUCGUGGAUCCUGCUGUUUCAACGUCACUACAAACGCAUGAGUCUAUUGGGGUUGUGCAGCCUUCAGCACCGUCGCCAAAAUUAGCAGAUCAGCGCAGUACUCAAUCAGCUCAACAGCUUGCUCGACAAGAAUCUGUACGUUGGGUCGUGCCAAGUCCCGUCACAUCGUCACCUGUAAACGAGGCUACUAAACCUAAUAUGCUCCCUCCUCAAAUGGUUGAAACAACAGAUAUUCAGACAGAGAGUAAUUAUGUUAUGAUGCCUACGCCGCUUGUCGAUCAACUAUUACUGAAUCAUAAUCAAUAUCAACCUCAUCUCAAUUAUCCAUUUGAAAAUAGCUAUCAUUCUGAAGGAUUGUCUGUCUCAAAUUACCAGAGUUCACCACAAGACAGUUGCAGUUUCCCAACACCAAUGCCCGUGAGCCAUUCUCUUUCAUCAUCUCUUUACAACCAAUUUCAACCGACGAUGAGUUCACAGUUGCAUCCACCUUUAAACACCUUCGGUAGUAAUCCAUUUCCAACUCCUAACUAUAACCAUUGCGAUAAUCAGGAAUCCAACAGAUUUGACAAUAACAAUGAAUAUUGUAAAGCUGCCCCUAUACCACAAGUACAACAUUACUUCCCCGGUAGGUUUAUGGAAAUGCCUACGCCACAAAAUAAAUACCCCUACUAG